Lotus japonicus is the source of this 4508-nucleotide messenger RNA. RefSeq names its product phytosulfokine receptor 2. Gene Ontology annotation, molecular function: protein binding; ATP binding; protein kinase activity. The coding region runs from base 1227 to 4385 and encodes 1052 amino acids. Gene Ontology annotation, biological process: protein phosphorylation. The record is from RefSeq and is a predicted model, not a curated record. NCBI's taxonomy places the organism in Eukaryota, Viridiplantae, Streptophyta, Magnoliopsida, Fabales, Fabaceae. The transcript has a single exon.
CACACACAAGUUGUCCAACAAAACUCAUCACACAAUUCCAAAGAGAGAGAAAGCAACAGACAAAGUUAGGUAACACAGCAUUGACAAUCAGAGAGAGAGAUAGAGAACAUAAAACCAUUGUUUUGUAUUGUAAGUCAGCAACUAAGACUUUUGCUAUAGCUGCUGCUUCUGUUUCUGUUUCUGCCUCCUCAACCUUUGUUGUCCACUCUGAUGAAAUCCAAAACUCCAACUUAGAAAAAUUAGCACACAAGUCAGCUCAUUUGAAAUCUACAUAUUUUAUAUUGUAGUUAGAUUCUCAGGAAAGAUAAAGAACUUUCCUUUUCUGUCUUCAACUUCAACAACAACUGUGAUAUGACUUGUGCUUUUUAUUUUACACCAUGUUUCCUUGAUUUGAAAUUUUCUGCUAUCUUUGUCUUUGUCUUGCUAUCACUGUUUGUGGUUUGAAAAUCAGAGAGAGUGAGACAGCAAAUACCAAAUAAAGAGGCUGAAAAGUGGGUUUGGUUUGGAAAAUAAGCAGAUCCCUUUGAUGGAAGUUUGUUGAGGUUAGGUUCUAAGGCACACUGUUUCUAGCUACCCCUUUUGUUUAUUCUGCUUAAAUUUCAAACCUUUUCUGGUUUCUGAUAUCUCAAGUUAACAAAGAUUUCAUUUUUGUGGGUGGGGGGUUUGGUGUGAAGCUUGAGAGAUCUCGUGAGAUUUUCAUGGUAAAGUUUCAUUGUUGAGUUGAGCUCUGAGCAAUAUCAGGUCAAAGAUUGUGAAUUUCUGGUGGGGACUGAGGGAUCUCACAGCUCUAGUUGUGUAUUGAUUGUUGUCUCACUUUCUUUCUUCUUUAUUUUAAAUGGCCACUGUUGAUUGCUUCAUCCGCAAGCUGUGCUCAUAUGGUCCCUUUUCCACUUUCUUUGGUGUUUGGGGAUAUGGGAUAUAAGUAUCCUCAUUUGGGUAUUUUACCUCUUUCUUCAAGGGUUGAUUUUUUUUCUUGCUUUCAGAUUGAGUAGAGAGGGUUUUCCCAUAGUCUAGAUCUCAUGUUCUUGGGAUUGGUGGUCUAAUUUAUUUCCUUGAAAUUGGUGUCUUCCUUGUGCAAUUGCAAGUUGUGUGUUGAAGUUUGAGGGUUGAAUUUUGCAACCUUUGAUUAAAAGUUACUUCACUUCUCAGUGAUACUAGCUUCUGCUGUGGUGUCUAUGGGAGCUUAGUCCUGACAUUGAAGUUAACAUCUAAGUUUGGUUUCAGCAAUGGCGGUGCCUAGAUGUUUCUUGGUGACAAUUCUGCAGUGGUGUUUUUUGGCUUGCUUACUUUGCUUGUCUCUGGCUCUUAACAAUCAAAGCCAAUUGUGUAAUCCACAGGAUUUAACAGCCCUGAAGGAGUUUGCAGGAAAUCUUACAAGAGGCUCUAUCAUCAGAACAUGGUCCAAUGAUGUUGUGUGCUGCAACUGGGUUGGAGUUGUCUGUGAUAAUGUGACUGGUGCUAGUAGAGUGACCAAGUUGAUCCUUCCUGAAAUGGGUCUCAAUGGGACAAUUUCACCUUCUUUAGCACAGCUAGAUCAGCUCAAUGUGCUGAAUCUUUCAUUCAACAGUCUUGGAGGUGGGUUGCCUGCAGAAUUAUCCAAGUUGGAGCAGUUGAAAUUCCUUGAUGUGAGCCAUAACAUGCUGUCAGGACCUGUUGCUGGAGCACUUUCUGGUUUGAAAUCCAUUGAAGUGUUGAAUGUUUCUAGUAACACAUUUUCUGGAGACCUCUUCAGCCUUGGGGAAUUGGAAUUCCCACAUCUCCUUGCCUUCAACAUGAGUAACAAUUCAUUCACUGGAGGAUUCAGUUCUCAGCUUUGCAGUUCUUCCAAGGAUCUUCACACCCUUGAUUUAUCUGCAAAUCAUUUUGGUGGUGGUCUUGAAGGCUUGGACAACUGCACCACCACAUCUCUCCAACUGUUGCACUUGGAUUCCAAUUCAUUCUCUGGGGUUCUUCCAGAUUCAUUGUAUUCAAUGUCAUCCUUGGAGCAAUUCUCAGUCUCUGCAAACAACCUAUCUGGCCAGUUAAGUAAGCAACUGAGUAAGCUCUCCAGUUUAAAAUCUCUUGUGGUUUCUGAGAACAGGUUUUCAGGGGAACUCCCAAAUGUUUUUGAUAACCUUUUGCACAUAGAACAAUUAGUUGCACAUGCCAAUUCAUUUUCUGGACCAUUACCUUCCACCUUGGCUUUGUGCUCUAAACUUAGAGUGCUUGAUCUUCGAAACAAUUCCUUGACAGGUUCUAUUGAUCUUAAUUUCACUGGGCUACCUAAUCUUUCCACACUGGAUCUUGCUAGUAAUCACUUCAUUGGAAGCCUUCCUAGUUCUUUGUCCUUUUCUCAUGAACUGAAAGUUUUAAGCCUUGCUAGGAAUCGUUUAACUGGUUCUGUCCCUGAAAACUAUGCCAAUCUGAGUUCAGUUUUGUUUGUAUCCCUGUCAAACAACAGCAUAGAGAACUUAUCUGGUGCACUGUCUGUUUUUCAACAAUGCAAAAAUCUCACCACUCUUAUCCUCACUAGGAAUUUCCAUGGUGAGGAGAUUCCAGGAAGUGUAACAGUAGGGUUUGAGAGUCUCAUGGUUUUAGCACUUGGGAAUUGUGGUCUUAGAGGCCAUAUUCCUUCGUGGCUAUCGAAAUGCAGGAAGUUGUCGGUCCUUGAUCUAUCUUGGAACCAUUUGAAUGGUAGCAUUCCUUCUUGGAUCGGUCAGAUGGAUAGCUUGUUCUACUUGGAUUUCUCGAAUAACACUCUCACUGGAGAAAUACCGAAAAGUUUGACAGAGUUGAAGGGCCUCUUGUGUCCGAAUUGUAGCAGAUUAAAUCUCCCUGCUUAUGGAGCAAAUCCUCUCUUUGUUAAGAGAAACACCAGUGCUAGUGGGCUGCAAUAUAAGCAGGCCUCAAGUUUCCCUCCUUCCAUUUACUUGAGCAAUAACAUGCUGAGUGGAAAUAUAUGGCCUGAUAUUGGUCUAUUGAAAGCACUGCUUGUUUUGGAUUUAAGCAGGAACAACAUCACCGGCUCCGUUCCCAGCACUAUUUCAGGGAUGGAGAAUUUGGAAACUUUAGAUUUAUCUUAUAAUGAUCUCUCUGGAGCGAUCCCUCCAUCAUUUAACAACCUCACAUUCUUGUCAAAGUUCAGCGUGGCAUAUAAUCAUUUAGAAGGACCAAUUCCAACCGGGGGGCAAUUUUUAAGCUUCCCUAGUUCCAGCUUUGAGGGGAAUCCCGGGCUUUGUGGGGAAAUUGAUUCUCCUUGCAAAUAUGUUGACAGUAUGAUGCCCCAUAUUCCUUCUGGUUCGUCCAGAAAACUCAGAAGAAGCAAUGUCCUCGGCAUAACGAUUGGUGUAGGAGUAGGGCUUGCACUGCUUCUUGCAUUUAUUCUGCUAAGAAUUUCAAAGAAGGAUGAUGAUAAGCCUAUUGAUAACUUUGAUGAGGAGUUCAGUGGUAGGCCACAUAGGUUAUCUGAAGCACUUGUUUCCUCGAAAUUGGUCCUUUUCCAGAAUUCAGAUUGCAAGGAUCUCACUGUUGCGGAUUUGUUAAGAUCCACAAACAAUUUCAACCAGGCUAAUAUUGUCGGUUGUGGUGGGUUUGGUCUUGUCUACAAGGCAAAUCUUCCAAACGGCACAAAAGCAGCUAUCAAGAGACUCUCUGGGGACUGUGGGCAGAUGGAACGCGAAUUCCAUGCUGAGGUAGAGGCCCUCUCAAGAGCUCAACACAAGAACCUUGUUUCUCUGAAAGGCUAUUGUCGGCAUGGGAACGACAGGUUGCUAAUUUACUCGUACUUGGAGAAUGGAAGCUUGGAUUAUUGGCUACAUGAGUGUGUGGAUGCAAAUUCGGCUCUAAAAUGGGAUGUGAGGCUCAAGAUUGCUCAAGGUGCAGCUCAUGGAUUAGCUUACUUGCACAAGGGGUGUGAACCAUACAUAGUGCAUCGCGAUGUUAAGUCGAGCAACAUUCUUCUGGAUGACAAGUAUGAAGCUCAUUUGGCUGAUUUUGGCCUCUCAAGGCUAAUUCAACCUUAUGCUACUCAUGUCACAACAGACUUGGUAGGAACUCUUGGAUACAUUCCUCCAGAAUAUAGUCAGACACUGACAGCAACGUUCCGGGGCGAUGUUUACAGUUUCGGCGUUGUUCUGCUUGAGCUUCUUACUGGUAGAAGGCCUGUGGAAGUGAUCAAGGGGAAGAAUUGCAGGAAUCUGGUGUCUUGGGUUUUUCAGAUGAAAUCUGAGAAUAGGGAGCAGGAGAUCUUUGAUCCAGCCAUUUGGGAGAAGGAUCGUGAGAAGCAACUGUUGGAGAUGCUUGCAAUUGCUUGUAAAUGUCUUCAUCAAGAUCCAAGGCAGAGACCCUCUAUUGAAGUAGUUGUUUCCUGGCUUGAUGAUGUAAAAUUUGAUGGUUGUCAACAGUGAUAUAAUUAGUCUUUGCUUUGGUACUUAGUACUACCCAGAUGUUUGGGUUUUGGUUGUUGUAUCAUGGAUAAUACAGUUGUAAAGCAAGGUUAUUGUAUGAAGUUGGAAUCUCCUUGUUAUGAA